AGGCACAUCUUACACUCAUAAACGUAGAGUAAAGCUCGCCUAUAAUCAUAGGAGAAACAGUGAGGCACCAGGUUCUUCUGUCCAAGUACCCGAUGAGGUCCGUGUGACUCAAAAAAAAGCUCACCCUGCAAACAAAGCUGUAAUGUCAGUAGGGACAACCCAUUUAUCAAGUGUUGCGGUCAUUUCACAGAGCAACAGUGACAGUGGCACGUGCUCUCAUUGGUCCACUGAGUCCAGUACACCAACCAUUCCAGAAGAAAUAGAUGCUUCAAAUAAAGCUACAAUGCCAGAAGCAAGGGCCAAUGCCUCAAGUAUUGAUGUUUCACAAAGCAGCAGUGAGAGUGCAUAUUACUCGCAUAGGCCCAUGGUAUCUAUUGGUCAACUUAAUCCGGUACAAAGAGAUUUGGGGGAUGCACUCCAAGAGGCAGUUGAUAUAUUUGGGCGGGAAAACAAAGAUGCUGAUGAAUUAAUUGCCAAGACACGCCAAGAGAUACAUGAAUUGAAAAAUAGGCAAACUUUGACAGAAAAUGUUCUAAAGAAUCUCCUAUGCACUUGUCAUGGUAAGCCAGUUGUGAUGUGUCUGGGAAUUGAAGGUGUCUAAAUAAACUUUGAUUCUGUUGUUCAGUCAAGUGGACUGCUGAUGCCAAUGCUGUAACUAAUUACUGCUCAAAAUUUCGUUCAAAAUUUCGUGGUCUGUAAUAAUUGCAAAUUUUGUUGUUGUACUAAAAUUAGAUAUGUUCCAUGUGGCUGCUG
Molecule: messenger RNA, 753 nt
Organism: Lolium perenne
Lineage: Eukaryota; Viridiplantae; Streptophyta; Magnoliopsida; Poales; Poaceae
Source: RefSeq, a predicted model, not a curated record